UGUGACGUCACGAGGACGGAAUAAAAUGGCGACUGUUGCGUUUUAAUUAGUUUCUAUAAUACAUCCAUGGUUUUAAUAUAAACACACUUUACCAGUUUCAAAUAUCAAAAUAAAGGAAACUCGUCUGUACGAAGAUCAUACCAAGAUGGCAGAUCCAGUCAUGGCAGAGCAGACCAGCGGCACCUCGGAGGGCAUCGUGGGUCUGGAUGAGCCCAAAAAGAUGACCAGGGAGGACUGGAGGAAGAAGAAGGAGCUGGAGGAGCAGAGGAAGCUUGGAAACGCUCCUGCUGAGGUGGACGAGGAGGGAAAGGACAUUAACCCUCACAUCCCACAGUAUAUUUCAUCGGUGCCGUGGUACAUUGACCCCUCUAAAAGACCCACACUAAAACAUCAAAGGCCACAGAUUGAAUGUGAGACGACAUUCUCACCUAUUGGGGAUUGGUACAAGAGAGGUGUGCAGGAGAAUGCAGUUGCCACUAAAUUUCGUAAAGGUGCUUGUGAGAACUGCGGGGCCAUGACCCACAAAAAGAAAGACUGUUUGGAGAGACCCAGAAAAGUUGGGGCGAAGUUCACAGGAGUAUCCAUCGCUCCAGAUGAACACUCUCAAGUCCAGCUGUUGAUGGACUAUGAUGGAAAGCGUGACCGCUGGAAUGGGUAUGACCCUGAGGAGCACCAGCGGAUUGUAGAGGAAUAUGCCAAAGUAGAUCUGGCCAAAAGAACGCUGAAAGCUCAGAAACUUCAGGAUGAGUUGGCCUCAGGAAAACUAGACCAAAAUGAGCGGGAACACGACAGCGAGGGCGAGGAUGAAGACAAAUAUGCAGAUGACAUCGACAUGCCUGGUCAGAACUUCGACUCGAAGAGACGAAUCACUGUCAGGAAUCUGCGUAUCAGAGAAGACACGGCUAAAUACUUAAGAAAUUUGGAUCCAAAUUCAGCAUAUUACGAUCCAAAAACUCGAGCUAUGAGAGAGAACCCGUACUCCAACACUGGCAUGAACCCUGAUGAAGUCGGGUAUGCUGGAGACAACUUUGUUCGCUACAGCGGGGACACAAUCACCAUGGCUCAAACACAAUUGUUUGCCUGGGAGGCUUAUGAGAGAGGCACCGAGGUCCAUCUCCAGGCCGACCCCACUAAGCUGGAGGUGCUUCAUCGCUCGUUUAAGGUCAAGAAGGAGGACUUUAAAGAAAAACAGAGGGAGACCAUCCUGGAGAGGUACGGAGGUGAGGACCACUUGGAUGCGCCACCACGGGAGUUGCUGUUGGCCCAGACAGAGGACUACGUGGAGUACUCCCGUCAUGGUGCGGUGCUGAAAGGACUUGAGAAGGCCGUUGCCCGCUCCAAGUAUGAGGAGGAUGUCCUGAUCAACAAUCACAUUUGUAUAUGGGGCUCCUACUGGAAGGAUGGUUUCUGGGGAUACAAGUGUUGUCGCUCCAUGGUCAAACAGAGCUACUGCACAGGAGAUGCUGGAAUUAGGAUUAACAAUUCAGAGUGUACUCCAUUUGAAGAAGGAUUAACGGAGCCGCAAGAGGAGGAGGAGCCCAAGUCUCUGCUGGAAAUGCAUCGAGAUAAGAUGAAAGAUAAGAAGAAGAAAAAGAAGAGCAAGAAGAACAAGAAGCAUGGCUCAGAUGGCAGUGAUUCAGAGGAUGAAGAAAAGAAGAAAGAGAAGCUGAAGAAGGCUCUUGAUGCGGAGGACAAGCGGGUGAAGCAAGUUGACCAAAUAAUGCAGCUGGAUGAGAGGAAGAGACCCUACAACAGCCUGUUUGAAAUCAAAGCGCCCACAGAGGAGGAGCUAGAGGCGUUCCGCAUGAAACGCUACCGGCCAGACGAUCCCAUGGCCUCCUUCCUGGGCCAGUGACCUUGUCCUGACCAACACUGAUUCCUUGAAACUCUGUGAACUCUACUAGACCAGCUGCUCGGUAGAAAAAAGGAAAAAAAAAAAAAAACAGAUACAACACAGUGUCGCUGUUGGAUGGCAAAUGUUGGAGGUCAUUUAAAAAUUAUUUUGUACUCGUUGUUGCAGACUUGAAGUCAAAAUUUAGGUGUAAGUUUCGUUUUAUUUUUUUCAGUCCCAGCCUCUGCCCCCUCCUUCAGAUCUUUACAGUGAUUUGUAAACAUGUACUACCACAUUUCAAAAUUGAUUUAUCCUUUUGUCUUUUUUGAAUAAUAAACUUCAUUUGCCUGAA
Molecule: messenger RNA, 2183 nt
Organism: Cololabis saira (Pacific saury)
Lineage: Eukaryota; Metazoa; Chordata; Actinopteri; Beloniformes; Belonidae
Gene: slu7
Product: SLU7 homolog, splicing factor
Exons: 15
Coding region: 146-1855 (569 amino acids)
Biological process (GO): mRNA splicing, via spliceosome
Cellular component (GO): spliceosomal complex
Molecular function (GO): pre-mRNA 3'-splice site binding
Source: RefSeq, a predicted model, not a curated record